Molecule: messenger RNA, 485 nt
Organism: Eupeodes corollae
Lineage: Eukaryota; Metazoa; Arthropoda; Insecta; Diptera; Syrphidae
Gene: ND-B14.5A
Product: NADH dehydrogenase [ubiquinone] 1 alpha subcomplex subunit 7
Exons: 3
Coding region: 124-432 (102 amino acids)
Biological process (GO): ATP synthesis coupled electron transport; mitochondrial electron transport, NADH to ubiquinone
Cellular component (GO): mitochondrial inner membrane
Source: RefSeq, a predicted model, not a curated record
AAGAAAACCGCUGUAAAAGAAUGGGAUUUUUUGGUUGUCAAAAAUGACAUUUAUCUGCCAUCCUUCAAAAUAAAAUUUUGUUAUUCUCCUAUCUCGGUCCGCUUAGGUUAAAAAAAAUUAAAAAUGGCAAAUGCUGCACGAAGAGACGUAGCACCUUUUCUUCAGAGACUUCGAGCCUUUCUGCUCGGUCGUGAACACACAGUAGCUGUUCGCUUUGAAGAUGGUCUUGCUGACCGAACACAACCUCCUCCAGAUGUACCCGGUGGCCCAGCUCAUAUCCUUUCUGCCAAUUAUUAUUGCAACCGUGAUCCACGUCGCGAAGUAGCCCCUCCAAUUGAUCUUGUGAAACAGAGUUUGAUUGCUGGAGGUGAGUCUGGAAGUAAGACUUCUGCUAAGCUACCAACACCUGGUAAAGUAUAUCAAUGGGACUAAAAAUUAUUGUUAAAUAGUUUCUUUGAUUAAAAUUAAUUAAUGGAUUAAAACAA